CCUCCGGAGAGCCAUAGAGAGGAACCGGUUCGCGAGGGCCUUGGUGAAGUGUUCCGGAUUCGGAAGCCGCGGCGAUCAGGGGGGCCGAAGGGACUGGAAGGCUCUGGAACCUGGGCAGAGAAGUGGCCUUCCAGGCCCUAGGCAGAACGCAGGCAGGGAAGAGAGGGCCCACCACACUUCGGGUCAGGCACACGAGAGAGGCAGCCCCGAGCGCCGCCCCACAAGCCUCUGCGGCACCCGGGUCCUGACGGGCCGCCGGGUCUUCCGCCGCACGUGCCUUUAGCGCGAUGCCCAAAUCCAAGCGAGACAAGAAAGUUUCCUUAACAAAAACUGCCAAGAAAGGCUUGGAACUGAAGCAGAACCUGAUAGAAGAGUAAGUAACACUGGUGUCAGUCACGCCAGUGGAAGCUUAAAGGCCUAUGACCGCUUCUCUUGUGUGAGGCCAGAGUUGCCCAGCCCGUGCUGCGCCUCAGCUCCAGAGCCUCAUGAAUUGUCCCACAGCUUCGGAAAUGCGUGGACACCUACAAGUACCUCUUCAUCUUCUCUGUGGCCAACAUGAGGAACAGCAAGCUGAAGGACAUCCGGAAUGCCUGGAAGCACAGCCGGAUGUUCUUUGGCAAAAACAAGGUGAUGAUGGUGGCCUUGGGUCGAAGCCCGUCUGAUGAAUACAAAGACAACCUACAUCAGGUCAGCAAGAAGUUGAGAGGUGAAGUUGGGCUCCUUUUUACCAACCGCACGAAGGAGGAGGUGAAUGAGUGGUUCACAAAGUAUACAGAAAUGGAUUUUGCUCGAGCGGGGAACAAAGCAACUUUAACUGUGAGCCUGGAUCCAGGGCCGCUGAAACAGUUCCCUCAUUCCAUGGAGCCACAGCUGAGGCAGCUGGGUCUGCCCACUGCCCUCAAGAAAGGUGUGGUGACCUUGCUGUCUGACUAUGAAGUGUGCAAGGAGGGUGACGUGCUGACCCCAGAGCAGGCCCGUGUCCUGAAGCUGUUUGGGUAUGAGAUGGCCGAAUUCAAAGUGACCAUCAAAUACAUGUGGGAUGCCCAGUCAGGGAGAUUCCAGCAGAUGGACGAUGACCUUCCCGAGAGCGCGCCUGAGUCUGAGGGGGAGUCUGAGGAGGAGGAGGACGACAGCUGACUCUGGGAACCAGAACCAAGGCCUUCCAGCAAGUACUUCAUCUCCACUGGACGCCCCCAGGACUGCUGUCGCCCCCUAGAGGGAGCGGCUGGUUUUUUUGCUAUGGAUAAAGACAAGGGAGGUGCUGGGCAGUGACUUUGUUUCUAUAGAGAAUAAAAUUUUGUCUGCAGGGUGCUCCCUGUAGACAGCAGAGACUCUUUAUAAAGGCCUUCGGCUGUGCUCCAGCCUAGUCGGGCUAGGGCUGGGUGGGCCAGCACUGCAGAUGGCUGAGAGCACGCCUGGAUUUGGGUGUCUUUGUCCGUUUGCUUGCAGUGGGUUUGCUGAGGAAAGUUAAUUCUCUGGAAGCUUGAUCACUUAAAACAUAAAUAAGCACACAGAUACGUGCAAGCCGGGGGUAAAAUAUGAGGAACACAGGCUUGCCACAGGGCGGUGGAGGGGAUUGGGAGCAAGUGGAGUUUGAGUCAGGUUCUCACUGAAGCACAGACUGGUCUUGAUCUUACAGUAGUUUCUGGCCUCUGCCCCUCAAGUGCUACCACACUUGGCUGACUAGUAGUGAUUAGUAGCUGUGUGCUGUGCGAGUCAGUGGUAAGGCAUCAUAAACCAUGCUUAAGGCCAGCAGGUCCCUCCCUGGCAGCACACAGAAACUGAGGAAAGUUGUUGGACCUGUGGGUCAGAAAAUCCUCAGAGUUCCUGACCUCUACCCUAGAGGAGGGAUGUGGGGGUUAAACAGCAACACUGAAUAAGAUGGGCCUUGGGUCUUCAUAAUCAUGCCCAAAAAACCCAGGGCAAGCCAAUAUGAUAAUGCUUGGAAUGCCAGCACCUCAGGAGGCUGAGGUAGGAUUGAAAGUUUGAGGCCAAGCCAGGCAGAGGGAGGCCAAUCUCUGAAUUGGAGGCCACUCAUGGCUAAAUAAAGCCUAUCUCAAAAAAAGUUUGAUACCAAUCAACUAUAAGGCUGAAAAAAGGCAGGCUUGGGGCUGGAGAGAUGGCUCAGUGGUUAAGAGCACCGACUGCUCUUCCAGAGGUCCUGAGUUCAAUUCCCAGCAACCACAUGGUGGCUCACAACCAUCUGUAAUGGGAUCUGAUGCCCUUUUCUGGUGUGUCUGAAGACAGCUGUAGUGUUCUUAUAUAUAAUAAAUAAAUCAUUAUAGGAAAAAAAAAAGGGCAGGCUUGGUUGUAUGCACCAGAAAUUGAAAGCUAGAGACAAGAGACCUGAUAGGAGUUCAAGGCCAGCCUAGAGUAUAUGGCAUUUUGUCUUAAAAAGAAAAGGCCAGGGUGGUGGUGGCUCACACCUUUAAUACCAGCACUUGGGAGGCAGAAUUCAGGACAGCCAGGGCUACACACAGAUACAUUGUCUCAAAGGGGAAAGUAAGAAAGACAAGUGACAUGUUUCAGCAGACCGAAGCACUUGCUGCCAAAUCAAUUAAAAUGUUGCUUAGUACUCAA
This is a messenger RNA of Rattus norvegicus (Norway rat), 2580 nucleotides long. RefSeq names its product MRT4 homolog, ribosome maturation factor (gene Mrto4). Gene Ontology annotation, biological process: ribosomal large subunit assembly. The record is from RefSeq and is marked validated. Gene Ontology annotation, cellular component: nucleolus; cytoplasm. Bases 556 to 1137 code for a protein of 193 amino acids. Lineage: Eukaryota; Metazoa; Chordata; Mammalia; Rodentia; Muridae. The transcript has 8 exons.